Messenger RNA from Chelmon rostratus (copperband butterflyfish), 3220 nucleotides. It is a transcript of the gene armc2, whose product is annotated as armadillo repeat containing 2. Bases 263 to 2800 code for a protein of 845 amino acids. Gene Ontology annotation, biological process: sperm axoneme assembly; cilium organization. The record is from RefSeq and is a predicted model, not a curated record. The transcript has 18 exons. Gene Ontology annotation, molecular function: protein binding. NCBI's taxonomy places the organism in Eukaryota, Metazoa, Chordata, Actinopteri, Chaetodontiformes, Chaetodontidae.
GUGAAGCUCGUGCGCGUGUCUACCUCAAGCUCGCUAGCUGAAAGCUGGAAAACUUCACAUUUUUCAACAAAGUUCAGGUGUCAUGAUUGCUUUGUUUUGUCUGUGGAAGCCGAUUUUUUAAUUUGGAAUGAUAAGUGUUCCGACCGUCACCCGCUGAGGAUUUCACCCCGGUUAACGUGAGACACGGUUAACCCCUCAUAUAAUGACAUCAAACCAGUGAAGUCAUCUUCAGACUGUCUUUUCAAAUGUCUCAUAGGCCUCAAUGGCCUCUAUAGAGAGAAAACAUGAGAUUUGCAGCCCAUUCAUUCCACGGCGUAACUCUUUGAGGAAAACAAGUGCAGAAAUUGUCAGUGAGGCCAGACAAUCCCUGCGAGUUCAGUCUACCCAGCGACCAUUUACUCCCAGAGAUGGACACAGGAAGCUAUUUGGAGAGAGCUCUGUUGGUGCAGGCCGUGACAACAGGCCUCCAUCGUCCUUUAGUCUUCAUGCUCAUAAUUUUGAUGCUCCAGACUCCAGACCAGGUUCAGGGACUCGCCUCUCUCCUCUGGACCAUAAGCCAAAGUUUCUAGUUCCCCGCAAUGCCGAGGAUCCAUUCAAGGCCUAUCCCAAACCCCCCACUGACCCACUGGAACUGAAGAGGGGGUUGGCAGGGGCACGGGCACGCCUCCUCAGGGCUGGAUCUCUCACCACGUUGCCUCCUGUAGAGGGACACACAGAUGUGAAAGAGAGAUUGAAUCCAGGCCCAGGACAAAAGCAGCCGUCAGCUAAACGACUCCCCAGUACAGACCACACCGAGGUCCCUGGUGGUCCCCACAAACCUGGCCCACGCAGAACAGCAAGUGAAAGUAGAAUAAGGCAGCCUGGUGAUGAUUCAGGAGUUAGACCCACAGAGUGCAGACCAGGACAGAGAACAGAGCUGAGGAAUGGAGACAACACCACAAGCACAGAGGAGGACGCAGAGUCAUUGGUGUGGAAUAAUGUGAUUGCUCCUCUUCUGCAACAGCUAGAGAAUGUGGCUGCAGGCAGCUCUGAGGGCUCGCUGGACCGUCUGUGUGAUUUGUGUUACGGUCUCCAUGGCACCUUGGCAGAAGCGGACAUGCUCGGCCGACGCUGUAAGAGGAGGUCAGGGAUACUUCGAACACUGUUCCGCCUCAUCGACCUCAACUCUGCCCAGCUCAACCUGCACAUCGCCAGGCUCUGCCUUGCUCUGUGUGUCAGUGGGAACAACCUGCUCAACAUCUGUAAGCUCAUCUUCCAGAUCAGCCGCAGUGAAAACAACGACAUCCUCUUCCAGAACAACUCUAUCAUAGACUCGCUUCUGGGCAUUUUGAGCAGCGAGGAUGUGUCAUCAUCUGGAGAAACUCUGCUGUACUGUGUUGGGACUCUGAAAUUUCUCUCAGGAAACAGUGCAAUCCUCAGACUCCUGCUGGACAAGAACUGUAUCGGGGUGGCUCAGAAACUCAUCCAGAGACUCUCCACAGCAGAAGACACCGACUUCACUAUGUCGGGGCACAUCCUCGUACAGCUGACAGCGACGCUGAGGAACCUUGCAGAUCACCCUGAUUCCCGUCCACUCUUCAUCUCCUUCUCCAUAAUAUCAGAUCUCUGUCUGGUGCUGCGCCAUUACUGCAAAGACCAGGAAAUCUGCACCAACAUUUCCAGAUUAUAUAGUAAACUCUCCUCUUACUCGGAGUGCCGCCUCGCUCUGGCCCAGACCCCAGACUGCUACCAACUAUUUUUAGAACUGCUGAGCAAACAUCACCAAAAACAGGACCUUGUCGUGCGCCUUCUUUUCACCCUCGGGAACCUCACGGCCAAAAGCGACGGGGCCCGGCUGCAGCUGUUUCAUUGCGAGGGCUGCACGAGCACACUCCUGCAGCUGUACGACAGCUACCAGCGCAGAGACGACUCACUGCAGACGCCCCCGCGGAAAGUUCCCUCGUCCCCCAGCGAGCCUCCUGCGCCUCCGGUGAGUGUGCAGGAGGGCGAGGAUGUGCUGGUGAAGCUGGUCAGGGUGCUGGCGAACAUGUGUAUCCACCCGGCUGUAGGUCCAGCACUGGCAACCAACACAACCUGCAUUCAGCUGCUGAUGGAGACACUUGAGCUGAGGUCUGUGCAGGAAAGCGAGGAACUAUUGGUGAAUGUGGCUGCCACCAUCAACAACUUGUCCUACUACCAGAAAGACAGCUCUGCGCUCAGAGACAGUCAACUCACCAUCGCAAAGUUAAUGCUGAAGUUGGUGCUCAGCUCCAGUAUGGACGCCAUGCUUGAGGCCACCCGUGCAUAUGGAAAUUUGUCACAGUCCAAGGAUGUACGGGACUUUAUUAUACGAAACAAAGUGCACCAGUUUAUAGUGACGCUGAUCGACUCAAAAAGCACUGAGAUGUGUUUCUCAGCCUGCGGGGUCCUCACCAACCUGGCUCUGGACCCUCCAAACAGGGUCAGUCUCUCACUAGAGGGGGCUUCUUCCAAGCUCGUGUACUGUCUGAAAGACUUGGGCCCAGGUGAUUGGCAGCUGGCAGGCCAGGUUUGUCAGGCGCUGUGGAACAUGAUCGGCGGCGGCGCAGAGAAGCUGCUGGACACACAGGAGAGAGAGUCGCUGCUGGAGAGCCUCAUUACAUACUUAGACAAAGAAGAGGCUCUGAAGUGGAUAGAAAAUGAAGAUAUGAGGGACUUCCACAUGGCAUGCUGGGAGUUAGAGUUCCUACCUGUGGCUCAAAAACUGAUGAAGACUCUCCAGCCUCAGCCUGAGACACUGGGACAUGGAGUUAGGAGUAUCAUGUUGUCAUCUAAAUCUUAGCUUAUUUAAAAACUCUUGAAUAUUUGACCCAGAGUCUACAUUAUAACCAUUAAACACUUACCUCAGGUGGGUUUUAAAGGAGGCUGUGCAGGUCUGCUAAUAAAGGUAAUUGCGCAUAAUUUUUAUUUUCACUACAUCUAUAACAUUUUUUAAUGCACUUUAAUUCCCACAUAACUUGCAGAAGCCUGAAUUUCUGGGUAUCCUCACAUGUACAGGGAUAAUUUAAUACAAGCUCUUUGCACGUUUAUAUAACAGACUUGAUCUGUUUUGUAGGUACACUGUGUUGUAAUGGUUGUUAUGAUCAUGUAGUCUUGAAAACAGAUUACAGACCCAGCAUGUACCUCAUAAGGAAAUGUUUUUUUAUUGUCUGUGAAUUGUGAAACUUUGAAACUUGUACACAAUAAAACAUAGGAGAGUGGA